Molecule: messenger RNA, 1175 nt
Organism: Ochotona curzoniae (black-lipped pika)
Lineage: Eukaryota; Metazoa; Chordata; Mammalia; Lagomorpha; Ochotonidae
Gene: PXMP4
Product: peroxisomal membrane protein 4
Exons: 4
Coding region: 45-683 (212 amino acids)
Cellular component (GO): peroxisomal membrane
Source: RefSeq, a predicted model, not a curated record
UGCGCGUCCAGCUCCGUCCCUCCACCUCGCGCGCGAUCCGAGCUAUGGCCGCCCCGCCGCAGCUGCAGGCUCUGCUCCUGGCCGUCAAUACACUGCUACGCAAGCGCCGCUACCACGCUGCCCUGGCUGUACUUAAAGGCUUUCGGAACGGAGCCGUCUAUGGAGUCAAGAUCCGGGCCCCCCAUGCGCUGGUCAUGACCCUCCUCUUCAGGAGCGGCAGCUUCCGGGAGAAGCUGCGAACCAUCCUGCAGGCCACCUACACCCACUCCCGGAACCUGGCCUACUUUGUGUUCGCCUACAAGGCUCUCUGCAGCCUGCAGUCCCACGUACAGGGCAAGACCCACCAGUUGCAUCCAUUCCUGGCUGCCUUCAUCGGGGGUUACCUGAUAUUUGGAGAGAACAAUAACAUCAACAGCCAGAUCAACAUGUACCUGACCUCCCGGGCGCUGUUUGCCCUGUGCCGCCUGGGCGUGGAGAAAGGCUACAUCCCUCAGCUCAAGUGGGACCCGUUCCCGCUGCACACGGCGGUCAUCUGGGGGCUGGUGCUGUGGCUCUUUGAGUACCACCGCUCCACGCUGCAGCCGUCACUGCAGUCCUCCAUGACCUACCUCUACGACGACAGCAACGUGUGGCACGACAUCUCAGACUUCCUCAUCUUCAACAAGAGGCGCCCCUCCAAGUAGGCGCCGAUGGCGACUCCUCGCCGCGCCCCCGCAGGCUCCAGGCAGUGGCCGGCCGUGGCUCGAGGUCUGCCUCACCGACGAACCUUCCCAGAGGGUUCUCAGAAUCACCCCGCACACUCCCGCCUUUUUUAUCCCAGGGUUCCAUGUGCCCAAGGAGAAGCACUGGCGCUCAAGUCCCUGGAGGUGCUCUGGAGUGGCGGAGCAGAGGGCGGUGGACUCUCGGGGUUGGUUCCCAUUGUGCUGCUAGGUCCUGCAGGACAAGUCCCUCCUGCCUCGGGGCUCCAGGCUCCUGGAGCUCAGAGAGGAGGACCCUGAGACCUCUCUCUCUGGUGGGUGCCUUCUUUUUCCACUGUUUUCUUAUGUAAAUGAAGGGUGAUUGGCAGAUAGGGUUGCCACUGCUUGUUGAAAAAAACGUGGAUUUCCGGCCCAGCAUGGUAGAGUCCUCGCCUUGAGCACGCUGGGAUCCCAUAUGGUCGCCGGUUCUAAUCCCGG